Messenger RNA from Gordionus sp. m RMFG-2023, 765 nucleotides. RefSeq names its product partner of xrn-2 protein 1-like. Bases 31 to 501 code for a protein of 156 amino acids. NCBI's taxonomy places the organism in Eukaryota, Metazoa, Nematomorpha, Gordioida, Chordodea, Parachordodidae. The record is from RefSeq and is a predicted model, not a curated record. The transcript is spliced from 3 exons.
AAUGAUUUGAUUUUCUUUUUUUAGGAUAUUAUGUCAAAGAUUUCUCUACAGGAUUUUGAAAAAUAUCGUUGUAAUCAUGAAUCAUCGAAGGAAUGGAAGCUAAGAAAAAGAUUUCUAAUUGCAUUUUACAAUAAAUAUGAAGAACCACGUUUGAUAUGUUUAUCGAAAGUAUAUUCCAACAUAAAAUUUUUGGAAUGCCAAUACUCAAAGGCAAUUAUGGAGGAGGUAGAUAUGUUGGAGGAAAUACUAGAAAAAAAUUAUAAACAGCAAUUGUCACACAAUACGUUUAAAGGUGGAAGUCAAAAGCCAAAGAAAAAGAAGCCGACAAAAUCUUUGACAAAUGAUAAUUCCAGUGAGGUUAUGCAAACAAAAUCCUCAAGUGUUUCUAAGUCUUCUUCUAUAAUAUCAUCUUCAUCAACUUCUCUUGCAUCCAAAAAUUCUAAACCAUCACCCUCAUCAUCUACACAAUCUUACCCUAAGUCCUCCAAUACUUCUUCAUAAUUUUGUAAAAUGCUCAAUUUAAAUAUUUAUAAAAUCUCAAUUUUAUUGCCAACUUAUAAAAUGUGCAAUGAAUAUUUACAGAUUUAAUAAUAAAUUUUAUAAUUAACAUUAACCUAUAAAACAUGAUAAAAUUAUAUAUAUAUAUAAUAAUCAUUAGCCUUUUAAUACCAAUCUACACUUUCUAUUUUAAACAAAUUUUUAAUAACACACCAUUACAGUAUAUUUUUAAAAGAAAUUCAACUCCAAACAUGUCAUAAAAUUUUA